AUGAAAGUUCUCGGUCUUUUCGUGUUCGCCGGCGCGGCGCAGGCAGCUGCGCUUUCCCGCGCGAAGCCGCAGUCUCUUUCGAACAUCACCAUCUUCUCUCCUCCUUCCGACUACAACAUUCCUCGAACUCUCUACGCACGCAACGAGCAGCUUCCUAACGGCGACAUUCUCGCAACAUGGGAAAACUAUUCCCCAGAACCACCGCUGGUGUAUUUUCCCGUCUAUCGAUCCAAGGACUACGGCAAAACUUGGAAGGAGCUCUCCAAGGUCCAGGAUACUGCUAACCACCUGGGUCUACGCUACCAGCCAUUUUUGUAUUAUCUCCCAGAGCGCAUUGGUGCGUUUAAGAAGGGUACGUUGCUUCUGGCGGGAAGCAGCAUUCCGACUGAUCUGUCCUCGACCAAUAUCGAUCUAUAUGCAUCGCAUGAUGAUGGUGCGACGUGGAAGUUUCUGCCUAACGGCAAAUACUUCUACAUUUUUGAAUACGGCUCCUUCUUCAACACAUCAUCGUAUUCAUUCCCGCUCUACUACCGUAUCUCAUCCGACCCAGAGAACUUUGCAUCUGCCCCCGAUAACAAGCUCAUCGUCUCAAGCGGGACCAAGCCAACCUCCUCUCCAUAUGUCGUCUGGACUCCGUAUGGCGGCAAGCACGGUACUAUCAUUGCCAGCUCGGGUACGCAAAGUACUCUGUUCAUUAACAAGGCACUGGGCGAAGGCGAAUGGACAGAGAUAGAGUCGCCUGAGGCACACAGCUACACACGUUCACUGCGGGUUCUCGAGGGUAAUGGUGGGCGAUACUUGCUGGUUAAUGGUGGUGGUGUGUUGCAAGGAACCUCGAAUUCGGUGACUGCUACAGUGAUGGACUUAAAGGACUACCUGUAG
Penicillium argentinense is the source of this 882-nucleotide messenger RNA. Its product is annotated as sialidase family protein. The coding region runs from base 1 to 882 and encodes 293 amino acids. The record is from RefSeq and is a predicted model, not a curated record. Lineage: Eukaryota; Fungi; Ascomycota; Eurotiomycetes; Eurotiales; Aspergillaceae. The transcript is spliced from 2 exons.